This is a messenger RNA of Coccidioides immitis RS, 1161 nucleotides long. RefSeq lists its product as uncharacterized. NCBI's taxonomy places the organism in Eukaryota, Fungi, Ascomycota, Eurotiomycetes, Onygenales, Onygenaceae. The transcript has 6 exons. The coding region runs from base 1 to 1161 and encodes 386 amino acids. The record is from RefSeq and is a predicted model, not a curated record.
AUGACUAUCAACUAUGGACAGGGCACACCGUCGGCCCCCAGCAGAGGGUACCAAUUGUAUAUAACUGCCUUGGUCAUGGUUUUAGUUGCUGCUCUGUUUGUCUUUGCGCGCAUUUUCUCGAGAAUCGCCACAAAGCGGGUUGGGCUAGAUGACUAUCUGGUCAUUGCUGCGCUGGUAUCUUCGGUAUUCUUGACAGCGAGCAUCAACCUAGGCAGGUUUUCCAUCGCUCAGUCCACCGUCAGCCUUGACUUGACGUCGGCGGAUAAGAAGCUUGCUCUGAAGUGGUUUUUUAUAGCCCAGCCUCUCUACAAGUUAGUCCUCGGAUUCACAAAAGCCGCAAUCGUAUGUCUUUACAUUCGAAUUUUCGUCUCAAAGCUAUUCCAGCGUGUAUGCCGCGGCGUGCUGCUUGCGGUGACGAUUUGGGCCGUCGCUGCUCUCUUGGCGACCAUUUUCCAAUGCCUUCCGAUUGAAGCAUCCUGGGACAAGUCAAUCGCCCACAAAUGUAUAAACAAGAAUGCGUUUUGGUAUGGCUUUGCGGUGACAAAUACAUCCCUCGAUUUCAUACUAUUGUUGUUACCAAUUCAGCCUGUGUUGAAACUCCAUCUCCACUGGAAGGAAAAGGUCGGCUUACUGGGAGUAUUUGCCCUGGGAACUUUCGUAUGUAUUACGAGCAUCAUUCGAACCACUGCCGUUGCGCAAACCACGACCGGUCCAAAAAAAGAUAUCACCUGGGACUUCAUCCCCCGUUCUGUAUGGACGUUGGUUGAGGCAAAUACGGGUAUAAUAUGCGCUUGUCUGCCUAUUCUGAAGGGGCCGCUUGGUCGCCUUUUCCCCCGUCUAUUCCACCUAUCCACUGGCAAAGGUACCAACAAUCGAUACGGUUCUGGACGUGUGAACUCCUAUGUUCUUCAGCACCGAGCCGGCCACGAAGUGAGUGGGAACCAAGUUACGAACAUCAGCACUGGGGCCGGAAGAAAGGGGGCGGAGAGCGGGGAUCCUUAUUCUAGGAGAAGCAGCGAAGAGUACAUUAUUGACUCGAAAGACAAUCACUCGCGAGAUGGGAUGGAGCCAGGAAUAAUGAUGAAGAGAGAGAUUGAUGUCUCAUAUGAAACUGAGGCAGAAUCAUCGCGGUCCCUUAAGCAAACAGAUGAAAGAUUAUGA